AUGGCGGAAAAUUUUUGCCUUUUCAUUUGGAUAAAUGAUAAUCCCAUAAGUGGGAGUGUGCUAAGAAUUCGGAAUAUAGUGCAUCCAAGAAGGGACUUUAAUGCCUAUACCGAAGGAGAGACGGUUACCGUCAAAUGCCCUGGAAUUGGAAAGCAUGAUGCCUUAAUCGGGAAAAUUGGAGGAAAUGAAGACAAGAAGACGAUUGAAGCUGUCCUGGCCGAUUCUGGUCGAUUUCAAGAACUGCUUUUGAAGUUCAAAAAUGAUGUAUUGCCAGACGGCGGAAAUAACAUAGUGGUGUCAGACAAGGUGAAGACUGUUGUUGUCAAGCCAAAAACAGUUAAGAGGAAAGUGUGCUUUUCGGACAAGCAAACAGCUGCAGUUGAAGAGGAUAAAUUGGAAACGAUUGCUGAGGAGCUAGCUCUUGCUGAUCUUUCACAGUCUGUACAGAAGAGUGAUGAAACUGGGCCGCUGGUAAGAUCCAGUCUACAGCUGCUAGGGGGGGAAGACAGUGCCUUCGAGAUUAGGAGAUCCCCAAGGAGGACGCAUUCAACCCCCUGUAGUGAAUCGUGUGUUUCUCGGCAAGAGUUUAUCCAACUUCAAAGUCAAUGUGCUACUGUCGAGUUUUGGUGUCGACAGAUGUGGAGUGACAUCCAGGCCAUGAAGGCAGAACGUCAAGAAAGUUUCCAAAAUCAACAUGAUUUUCAGCAGAAUUUCAUACAUGAUAACCUGAUGGAGGAUUCACACAUGUCAGCCUCGGAGGAAGCCCAGCCCCUGACAUCUGAGUGUUCAAAGCCUACUCUUUCAACUCCGUCUACACCUACUACACCUACUACACCUACAUCUUCCAUAUCGAUGACGGGGUCUUAUGCAGGGUAUUCAAAGGUGCAAAUUCUGGAGGAAGCAAAGCGGCAAAAAAAUUACAAGAAGGCGACCGCAAGAGUGUUCCGCCUUCUUUUCACCAAACAGGAAAUCAAUGGGAGGAGCCUCUUCGGAAAGAAGAACACAUCAGGGGAUGUGAGGCCUGCACUGGCUGAUCAGUCAAAACUGGCUUUUUUGGAAGACUGCAUUGUAGAAGUAUGGGGAAUCCGCAAGGAGAUGGUUCGAGUUGUCCUGAGGCAUCUCCUGAAGCCGUCAAGAAUAUCUUAA
Molecule: messenger RNA, 1146 nt
Organism: Mya arenaria
Lineage: Eukaryota; Metazoa; Mollusca; Bivalvia; Myida; Myidae
Exons: 10
Coding region: 1-1146 (381 amino acids)
Source: RefSeq, a predicted model, not a curated record